Molecule: messenger RNA, 1563 nt
Organism: Manacus vitellinus (golden-collared manakin)
Lineage: Eukaryota; Metazoa; Chordata; Aves; Passeriformes; Pipridae
Gene: PRRX2
Product: paired related homeobox 2
Exons: 4
Coding region: 1-612 (203 amino acids)
Biological process (GO): regulation of DNA-templated transcription
Molecular function (GO): DNA binding; DNA-binding transcription factor activity, RNA polymerase II-specific
Source: RefSeq, a predicted model, not a curated record
AUGAGCCGAGCCCGGGACACCCUGUGGGCACGUCCCCAGUUUGGAUCAAGUGCUGCCCAAAAAUCCACAGAGACCAGUAUUCAAAAUCAGAUCCAGGUGGUUUUAGCCAGAUGUGAGAGCCUGAGCCCGAGCCGUGGGGCGGCCAAGAGGAAGAAGAAGCAGAGGAGGAACCGCACCACCUUCAACAGCAGCCAGCUGCAGGCUCUGGAGAGGGUCUUUGAGAGGACGCACUACCCCGACGCCUUCGUGCGGGAGGAGCUGGCGAGGAGGGUCAACCUCAGCGAGGCGAGAGUCCAGGUCUGGUUUCAGAACCGGAGGGCCAAGUUUCGCCGUAACGAGAGGGCCAUGCUGGCCAACAGAUCAGCAUCACUGCUCAAAUCCUACAGCCAAGAGGCAGCCAUUGAGCAGCCCAUGGCGCCACGACCCACCGCACUGACCCCGGAGUAUCUCUCCUGGACCAGCACCUCCCCGUACAGCACUGUGCCCUCCUACAGCUCCAGCGGGACCGCGACGCCCACCCAAGGGGUGAACAUGGCCAACAGCAUCGCCAGCCUGCGCCUCAAAGCCAAAGAGUUCAGCCUCCAUCAGAACCAGGUGCCGACCGUGAACUGACCAGGGCAAAGCCCGCCCAGCGGCCUCAUCCAGGAUACAACGUGGAGCUCCUGUGCCGGUCCAGGACGAAUCCGCCACCUGCCCAACACAUGUCACUCAUCCAGUGUGUCUCAGCACCUCUUCUCUCCUCUUCCCUUCCCUUUUGAAGGUAGAGUCAGUCCCCAGGCCGAAGUGGCACAUAAUUAUAGCCACAUAUGGAGCAAACUUGGUUAGAAAUUUGCUUUUCCGCACACCCUUAUAAUAACGGCUAUAUAUACACACACAUACCCCCCACGCGCUCUUCGAGGACAAACAGACUUGCCAAGGGAACAAGAAUUUGCUUCCAAACAUGGAAGGAUCUUGGACUAUUGGAUUUGACCAAUUUGGGUAUCUCGUCCAGAGAGCCAAAGAGUUCUUGGGUCUUCUCCUCCCGCGGGGACAUGCAGCGGUGGGAGGACCACGAGCUCCCUUUCCGCCAGGCUGUGACUUGUGGUGCUCAACCACAAGUGCCGAAGCUGACCUGUGUGUUCACCUCUUUGUGCAGCCCCAGCCACAGUGUUUGGGACUUUGGGAAGCUGACGGCUCACCCAUGCCACGGCCAGUCCCAGCCAGCCCUCUGCACUGUGCUGCCUGCAUUUAGGAGUAGCCUAUUCAAUGGCGUCAGGUUUUUUUCCUUCCCAGAGGAGCAAGGAGGGCUGGAGCAUCUCACCAGCCUCUCUUGGAGCCUGUGAGCUCUCCUGUGAGCCGGGGGUGCAUCGCCAGUCCCCAGGCAGGCACUGCUGCCCUGCCUUGGUGGGCUUGCCAGCGAUUCUGCAGAGCCCCAGGUCAUUGAACCGUCCCAGGGAAAGAGAAAAUUGGAAAAAGCUGUUGGGUUUCAGCUGAGUAGGCGGCUCCCAGCGCUUCGUGCCAACGAAGGCUUCGCCUUCCGGAGGCACAGCCUCCCUGUCGGCAGCUCCACAGAUGUGAGCAGGG